GCCUUUUCGAUGGUGGGUUGGACUACGUCGUCCAAGGUGCCUUUAUGCUGAUGGAGCAGCACCGUCGGCAGGAGGAGGAGAUUGCUCGCCUUCAGGAGGCUGAGAAAAAAGCUGCCUCGGCCGAUGAGGCCUUGGUUUCCCUGGAGCUUCUCCGAUCCGAGGUCCGCUCCCUGAAGGAAAUGGCCGAUGCGGCUGAAGCACGGGCCGCUGCAGCUGAGGCCAAGUUGGAGGAGGAGGCCGCAGCCCGCCGGCUGGCAGAAGAGGAGGCGGAGGAGGCUAUAAAGCUCAAAGCUCGAGCUGAGGAAGCGGCCGAGAAAGCCAUUGACCUCUUUAUGGCCGAGGGGUGGAAGGACGACGCCCAUCGGGAGUUUUGCUUCAAGGUCGUGGCCGACCGCUUCCAGGCCUGGUCGCAAGAAGAUCCGGCCGGCCAAGCUUUUUGGAAGCAAGAGAUGGAGGUCUUUUAUGACCUAGGCCAGCGGCGCAUGCAAAUGCUGGUCUACCGUAGGCUACGUCGGCGUGAAGAACUUGAGGCCACAGGGUAUCGGCCUUCCCAGGCUGAUGAAGGACCCUGAAGAGGAGUUGAAGCUUCCACUUGCCGAAAGGCAACGCCCCAUUCUAAGUUCUGAUGAAGAAGAUGGGCCGUGGACCGAGAGUGAUGACUACCUCUUUCGGAGCUCGGUUAAGUCAAAAACCGCCGAGGACGACGAGGAUGACGCCGAUAGUGGGGCAGUUGAUGGAGGCCAGGGGCAAGCCGGAGAUGUAGCUUGAUGCUAUGCUUUUUCCUUCUUUUGUUUUUGGACGUAGCGUUUGAUAGUAUUGUAUUGGCCGAAGCG
This is a messenger RNA of Cuscuta epithymum, 833 nucleotides long. The record is from the annotation of a GenBank genome assembly. Lineage: Eukaryota; Viridiplantae; Streptophyta; Magnoliopsida; Solanales; Convolvulaceae.